ACAUAUUUCUAUUUAAUUUCAGAAAACAAAUAAUUUUUAAGAUAAAAACUGUUCAGAAGGUUUGAAAAGAAUUUGUCAUUUUUAAUUAAUCAAUUAAUCAGUUGACAGCCCUCUUGUGAACUGUAUCUUCGCUCAUCAACAGUUAUUUUAGAUUGGUUUUGCGCUCAUCUAAUAUUAAUUAUAGAAAUGCUUUCUGAAGAAUGUUAUGAAGAUAUUUGCCUCAAAGGCGACAAUGAAAUGCGUAUCAAAUAUGGAAGCAUGUCGAAUGACCAAAAUUUUAACAGAAAAAAUUGCAUAAGCCAUAUCGUUCGACCUGGUGAUACUCUGCAAGGAUUAGCGCUAUUUUAUGGAGUAAACAUGGAACAGAUUAAGCGAGCUAACAAAAUGUGGACUACAGACAGUCUGUUUUUACGUUCCUCUCUUGACAUACCUGUAGAUAAAGAAGCUUUGACUGUAUCUUCCAUAUCAUUCGAUUCAGGAUCACCACCGCAGUCACCAGUCAAGUAUUGUGAAAAUGGCGAUAGUUUCAUGAACUGUCAAACUUCUAUAGACUUGUCUAACCAAUUGAACUCCAGUAUUAGUGAUAAUAGCAGUAUAGCUGGAUUAGAAGACCGUGAAGAAAGCGCAGCUGAUUUUUUGAUUCGCAUUGAUAGCCAUAUUGCACAAACUAAGGACAAGGUUCAACGAUUGCAAAACAAAGUAGUAUAUUCCGAAGACGACCUUCAUAAUUCCAGGGGUGGUUUUUCAUCCCAUAUGGGUUAUCAGUAUCAGAGGAAUAAUUUAUCUGGUUCCUCCUCUCUCAGUAAUCUCAAUGUUGAUCCAUCCUUAACGCCUCAGACUGUAGUCAUGACCAAAGGGCGUAAAGUACGGUCUUCCUUAAAGAAAUUAGAAAAGCAGCAAGAUGAAAUUUUUGAAUUAUAACUAAAGGUGUAGCAUAUUCAAAUUUGUGAUUCUCAUCCAAAUUGUUAGUGGAACUUAUCAUUAGCAAUAUUAAUCUAGACUGAAUUAUACAGAAAUGAUAUCUUCAGUGCUGCAUUAACUGUUAGUUAAAGGUGCAAGGUGAUGUUACUUAUGAUUUUAAAUGAGUGUGUGUAAUCAUUGUAAUUUAUCAUAUUUCAUCGUUUCACGUAAGAUGUUGUGCUCUGUGAUUGCAUAAUACAGCUCAUUUUAUUAUUAAUGUUGUUAUUGAUUUGCCUGGGACUGUGACUGAAACUAUUUUUACUUAAUUAAAGUUGUUAAGUGUGAGUUCAUAUUUCUUCGAAAUCAAAAUGGAGUUAUGGUGUAUUUCAAAUGUUUUACAACUGAUGUUUUUUGCCUGGUCCAUGUAAAAGAUAUUAAAUGAAAUCUAGAAACUUUUUCCACUUGUAAUCCAUAAAUUUCUAAUUGUUAGAAUCCAAGAGGAUAUUAAUAAUAGUUAAUAUUUUUCAUUGUAGAUUUAUUAUUAUUAUUUUAUAGUUGGUUUUAUGUUUGUAACUUAAAUCAAACUAACAAACUAAACAAAAAAAAAAAAAUAAUAAUAAUAAAUUGGAAAUUGGAUUUGAAAGGAUCUAUUUUUAUAGAAUAAAAAAAAAUCGGUAAGAUGAAAUUUGAACUUAAAUGUAACAAAAUUAGAUCGUAUUUCUUAUAAGCUGUUGCUCUAAUGAACUGUAUUUCUUGCAUAUUAUUGGUUGAAAUUUCUCAAUGCAGUGUUUUCUUAUUUUAAAGAAACAAAUAAUUUAUUGUAGAAUAAUAUAAUUUGUAAAAUCCGCUGCUGAAAAUUUGUUUAGUAAAUAUGUUUUGCUGCAUUAAAAUUACAUAUUAGUUUCUGUAAGCAAUAAAUUCUUUCUCUAUUAGUUCAUUAUUUAAGGCCCUCAAAUUUCAUAAGAAACAUUAUAUUAGAUUAAAUUUGGAUUAUGAAUUCUGAAUUAUCAGAAUAUCUUUUUGAAUAACUUUCAAACUUCUUUCUAUUUAUUUUUAAUUUCAAAUGUUUAUUUAUAUUAUAUUUAAAAAUUGUUUUUAAUACUUUAAGUGGAAUAUUUUAGUCAUUUUUCUUAUUCCCAUAUACAAAGGUUUAAACUAAAAUUAAUUAGGUGUCUGGAAAAUGUCAUUUUGAUGGGGAAUGGUUUUAGGUAGUUUUUGAUUAAUUAUUUUUCUUUCUUUUUCUUUUCUUUCUUUCUUUUUUUUUUUGCAUUAAAUAUAGGUAAUGAAAUGCUUCAAUGCUUUCAAGUGUAAUAAACACUUUGAAAUUAAAUAUUUUUUAUUAAUUUUGUCUUGAUUUAGAAUUAAAACUGCCAUAUUUCCUUUUCAUGUUCAUGGUAUGCUUGAAAUAUUUUUAUAGGCAAUGGAAUAGAAUAAGCAGCAAAUGUUUUAUUAUUCGUUUUUUUUUUUUUUUAAGUUUUAAAAAUUGAGCUAAGGGUACAAAAUUAACAUAAUUAUUUUAUUGCAUUAGAAUUAAAUGCGAUUUAAAAAAAUCGCAUUUUAAUCAUUUUUAUUUUCACACCAAUGUUACUGUAUUAUUCGAUUCUUAGUAGAGGCUUUUUGCCCAUUUUAUUUUUCUUUUUCACUUCUUUUAAAUAUAUAUUUUUUUUAAAUGCCUUUUGGUUUUUUUUUUUUUUUUUCAUUCCAAAUUUUAUUCAUUGAUUUUGUUUGUAAAUGUGGGUUUUUUAUUUUUGUUUGAAAAAUUUUUCUCCCAAAUUAUUAAUGAACUUUUGAAAGGAGCAAGUGUUUUUUAUAGUGUUAAUGUCUAGGAAUAAUCAAUUUGUGCACUACUGAGAAAGAUGCACUAAAGUCACUGCUGCUUAUUCUGAUUUUGUGCACAGUAGAAUUAUAUUUUUACUUAAUGGAAAAGUUUCUAUAUUUCCAUUGAGUUACUUUGUAAAGAAUUAGGAUAAUAUGUGCCUUAUAGAAAUGUAGUCCUAGGCAAUGGAAUUUUUGUAAAAAUAUCAUCCUGAAUAGAUUUUGUGAAAAUUUACUGUAAGCAGUUUCUUGUCAGAUUGUAUUUAUUUAUUAUUUUUUAAAAUUUUUUAUAAAACUACUUUUUGAAAAAAGAAAUCAUUUGGCAGGUAAUAUAACUUUGUGCUGAUAUUUAUUGUCAAAUGAAUAUAUAUUGGUGUAGUUUAUCAGCAGUGUGAAAUUAAGUAUUCUUUAACAAAGUAAAACUAUUUAGAUAACAUAUAAAUAUUAAUAAUUAUUGAAAUGAUAUAUAUUCUUGGUUAUUAUAACAUUUGUUUUUCAGCAAAUGUUUACUAGUCAAAAUAAAUAUUAAUUGAUUUUAUUUAUUCAUAAAUAUUGUGUAGUUUUUAUACGUAAAGCUUUUAUUCUAUAAUUAAUAACAUUCAUAAAUUUCAAAAUCCAUUUUUCUGUAUUCUCUAGAUAUAUAUAUCUAUUAUUCUCUAGAUAUUUUUUUUUAAUGUUCUCAGGAAUUUGGUAAAAUGAAUGGAAUAUAUAUGCAACUCAGAAAUUAUGGUUCCUCUUGUUGAAAUGUUUAUUUUAAAAAUGUUUAAUGUUAAUAACUGAUUUUAAGUAGAAUAUAUAUAUAUUCUAACUACUGAACUUUUCUUUUUAAAAUUAAUUAUAUACUUUUGAAAUUCAAUGUUUUACAUAAAGAAAAUAAUUUUCAGCAUAUUUUAUAUUUUAUUUUUAAUGGAGGUUUUAAUUAAAAAUACCUUUUGGCUUGUGUUUAUAAGCAAUGGCUCAUUUACUCAUAAAUUAAUUCAUAUUUCAGUCCUAACAAGAAAAUUUUACCUUAAGUGUGCACAUAUGAUUAAAAAUUGUAUAUUUAAUACUACCACAUAAAAGGAAAUCAAACAUAUCCCCCCCCCUUAAGAAAUUUGAUGCUUAUCUUUUUUACUUUUACAUAUAUUUUCAGUUAUUCCUUUUAAAUGAAAAUGGAAUCAAUCUUUAAAAUUUUAAAUAUUGUAAUUCAUAUAGUAUUAGAUAAUUCCUUAAAGGAUUAUCAAAGUAUAAAGUGUUUUUAUUUCCAUGACUGAUUUUUUUUAAACCUUUAUUCUCAGAUUGCCUUAUCCUUAUCUUAUCUCAUUGUAUCCUUUUAAAAAUACUGAAAUAUUUUGUUAUUCCUAUUUACUUUUAUAUAAAGCAUUUUUAAAAUUAGCGAAUUAGGAAGUACUUCGUUGUUUGAUUUUGUUUUUUAUGUCUUAUUACUAAGAAUUCUUGUGAUAUAUUUUUAGUGAUGCAUAAAAAUAUAUAUAUUGUGAAAGUCAUUUUGUUUUGUAAAUAACCCAGAACAAAUUAUGCUUGUUAUAGUACUUUAUUGAGAUUUUUUCCUGUAUCAUUAUGAAGAUUUUGUGUAUAUAUUUUUGAUUCUUUAUCUUUUGAAUUUGAGACAUAUGCUUUAUUUUGAAAUAUGUUUUAUUCAAUA
Messenger RNA from Argiope bruennichi, 4357 nucleotides. It is a transcript of the gene red, whose product is annotated as lysM and putative peptidoglycan-binding domain-containing protein 2-like. Lineage: Eukaryota; Metazoa; Arthropoda; Arachnida; Araneae; Araneidae. Bases 187 to 921 code for a protein of 244 amino acids. The record is from RefSeq and is a predicted model, not a curated record. The transcript is spliced from 5 exons.